This is a messenger RNA of Mycosarcoma maydis (corn smut), 2055 nucleotides long. RefSeq lists its product as uncharacterized. The record is from RefSeq and is a predicted model, not a curated record. Bases 1 to 2055 code for a protein of 684 amino acids. NCBI's taxonomy places the organism in Eukaryota, Fungi, Basidiomycota, Ustilaginomycetes, Ustilaginales. The transcript has a single exon.
AUGCCGGUGCCAGAGACCACGUCGACUGCUUUGACCGGCUCUCAGUCGAGCCAAGUGUGCGUGGGCGCAGCGACGGGCGAUCUCUCGCUCUCGCAGUCCAUCUCUGCAUCCGCUUCGGACCUGAAGCGUCCUGAUUCGGCUGCUUCAUCCAACGACGAGAGUCAGCUACUCUCCAGAACAAAGACGGCCAAGUCGCACUAUGGCAAAGCAGCGCGGGCCUUUCUGGCCAAGGAUGUCCAGACCGCAUUGCUUCAGAGCCAGCAUGCGGCAGACUUGCUCUCCUCGUCGAACCACCUGGGAAGCAGCUUGACAGCCUCAGCACUGCUCAACGGUGCCGACCUGGAUCUCCAAAAGCUUGUCGAGAAGGUCGCCAUCCUUCGUCUCACUGUGUUCACCCAGGUCUACACGGAUAGCCAAGUCGCUGGCAGUGUCCGCGACAAGCUGGUGCAGGUCCAAAAGCACUCUCGGUCGGACGCUGCAGCCAUCGAUCGUAUUCUGCUCCUCCUAGCCAAGCAGCCGCCGAGCUUGAUCAGCCACCUGUGGUUUGAAGCACUGCGACUAUGCACGCAGACGUCUGGAGAGGCAGAUGCACCGUCGCUCGAUCCUACACCUGAAACGAUUCACCUGGCGGUCGAGUUGCCUGCCUCGGUCGUUUCGUCUGCUGUGCUCGCAGCACUCCGCUUGGACGCGCUCAACCCCGCCGCACGUACAGGAACGAACGCGGCGCGUUUGAUCGCCGAAUGGUACCUGGCGUCAUUUUCCUCUGCGUUCGGUGCUGCACCUCCUUCGCCCAAGGCAGCCGCCGCCUACGAAAAGAUUGUGGGUCUGUACUCGCUGCAUGUGCUUGCCUCGCGUCUAGGCGAGUGGGAGUACGCACGAGAAUUCGUAGGCUAUUCGAGUUUGGCCGAUUCGAACAAGUUUGAUCUGCUCGAGCAGAUCAACGAAGCACAGACGCAUCUUACCGGUCAGACCGAGAGGGAGCAGGCGGCUAUGGCGAGUGCACAAAGGACGUAUGCGCAGGAAUUGGCCAAGCGGCAAGAAGAAGAGAAGCAUGCCAAGGAGGCGGCAGCAGCUUCUGCUUCCGGUGGCAAAGGGUCCAGCAAAGUGGGGGGCAGAGCGCGCGAUCUGGCUUCGGGACUUGGCAGCUUCUUGACUGGAAACAAGGACGUUUCCUCUGAGACCCUCUCAUCGUCGGCAGCGGGCAGCAAGACCAGUGCAAGCUCACGUAGCAGCUCUCACGCCACUGGCGAAUCGCCAUCGAGCUCAUCGGGCUCUGGAUUCGAGGUCGGCUCACGAUCACGUCGACAACGUAGCCAAUCACCUACCUACUUUUCGCCGCGCAACGGUGCGACUGCCGAGUCCAGUUCGUCUUCGUCCACCAGUCCCGUCAUUUCUCCCGGUCCGACGCGCAGUUCGGCUUCGUAUGCAGCCAAGGACGAACCAAAAUCGGAACGCCAUUCGCUGCAUCGUACGAGCUCGUCGCGUUCAUCGGACUACGACGGCGGAAAUGAGAGUAGCACAUCGGCCGCUUCGAAUCACUCUCGUCGGUCGACACGAAGCAACGGUGCCGAGACUGCUGCUACCAACGCUAAAGAACAGCGGUUCAAGGAUGACACCGGUUACGCAUCGACGCGUGCGCACCUGUCGAGGUACAUGGAAGGCUACCAUCGCUCCGACGUGAGCUCAAGCUCGUCUUCGAAUCAAAAAAAGCCUGAAAGAGAAUUAACGUCGAGCAGCUCAUCUUGGAUUCUGUCCACCAUCACGACCCUGUUUGAUUUGCGCAGGAAGAACCAGACCAGGACGUGGCUCGCGUCGGCGAUGGUAAUGAUGCUGGUGUUUUACCGCAUUGCACGUCGUGCUCCGGCACAGUCUGCGGCUACGAGGACAAGCGGCAGCGGUACGAGGAGGAAUGCUGCUGCCAGAGAUGCGAGGAGCAAGCUGGUAGGCAAGCGCAGCUCGACGGGUGGAAGCAUGAUCGGGUUGGAUUGGCUGUUUGUAAUUUGGAGAAAGGUGAUGGACACGAUCAAGAUGGGCACGCAGGUGACCUACCUUUGA